AAGAAGAUGACGACUGUUUGUCGUGACCAUAGCUACCAGCGACUACCACACAACACAUCCGUAUAAUAAUGGCGGUAGAAGAAAAACGUGCUGCAACGGAAAUUAUAAGAUCUUUGGCCCCACACUUAAACUGUUUGAAUGGAUGUGAGAAAAGAACAAGAAAACGAGCAUUGGAUGAUAUUAAAAAAGAAACUAUCGAGAAAGGUUUGUCAAGUACCGUGUUACAAGAGGUUUUUGCGUGUCUACUGAAGUCGCUUCUGAGAUGCCUAUCAGAUCCUAGUGAAAGAUGCCGAGAAGUUUCUAUUCAGAUAAUUGGAGACUUCAUAAGAUGCGUUUCAAACCCAGAGUCGUCGCUGCCUUAUAUCAUGCCUUCCUUGGCUCAACGAAUCUGUGGAAAAGAGACCGUAGAACCAGCAGAAGAGUUGCGGCUGUCCAUGAUGGAGGUUCUGUCGCUUAUUGUGGAGGUCUGCGGGAGGCACCUUGCUCCCUACCUGGACGAUAUGAUCAAAAUCCUGCAAAAAACUAUAACUGACCCUUUCCCCGACGUUAUAAAGGAGAGCUGUAAAUGUACAGUACACUUUGCCCGGAUUGUACCUGACCACUUCCACAUGCAAGCAGAAUGCCUGGUUAAGCCCUUGAUGCAGACUAUCUCACACCGGCAUUCACGGGUGCGAAUGGCUGUCAUAGAGGCCACUGGGGCUGUUGUCCUCUAUGGCACAGCAAAGACUAUGGAUGAUGUGCUCUCUCACAUGGCACAAAGACUGUUUGAUAACUCACCCCAGGUGAGGAAGGCUGUGACUUUGGUUUCUGGUGACUGGCUUCUCAACCUCAAGGACAGAUACUCAUACUUUCACAAGCUUAUUCCACUGUUGCUGAGCAGCCUCAAUGAUGAAAAUCUAGAGAUAAGGGCUUUGGCAUGUGAGCUUUGGAGACAAGUUGGUAAUCAGUGGGAGAAAGAAAAUGAAGAUGAUCUGAAGGACAAAAUGGACUUCUUACUUUCCCCAACUUUGCAGUACCCUCCUGGAGUGGAGCGUCCAGGGCUGGGCUGCAGGGAGCUGGUGGUGAGGAACUUGUCUAAGCUAAUGCCAGCCUUGUGUCGUGAUGCUUGUGACUGGCUUGGUCAGACACGUGUGAAGACAGUGCAGCUACUGCAGGUUCUCCUGCUGCAUGCCGAAGACCACUGCACGCAACACCUCCAACAACUGCUCACAACUCUCUACCAUGCCUGCACUGACUCUGAACAAGAUGUUAGAACAAACGGUUUGGAGUCAGCUAGGCUCCUAGGGGUGUUUGUUAGCCCAGAGGUCUUCAUCAAGCUAUUGCUGGCUCAUGUGAAGAGCUCUUCCUCCUGCUCCCGUUCUCCUUGGGCUCCUCUAAUGGUGUUGGCAGCAAUGCUGAAGGGGAGCAACAGGAAGGUUCUGGGUCCACAACUUCUCCAGGUUGGACAUGUACUUGCCCAUCCUGAUGUUUGCCAGGAGUCUCAGCAGACCGUGUACGUUGAGCAGCUGCUUGCAUGUGUGGAGGUUCUUCUGGAGGUGUGUGAGGAAGAUUGUGGCAUCAUCAGUCUUCCACUGCUAAAGGUUCUAGUGACCGUGCAAUGUGAAUCCACAGAUCCGCAGAUCCAUACUAAGGCAGAGGAGUGUGUAUUGACAUUGUCUCUAGUGCUUGGUCUCAGUAAUGUGCAUGAGCUGUACAGACAGCACAUGGCACAGUUGCUGCAGUGGCUGUUGGAAUCCCAAAACUCCUGGUCCACACACUCUAUCCAGAAAACCCAACUGGAAAUUAUCACCUUUCAGUCCGGCCCAGUGGUUGGAGAAUUUCUCCCAGAGCUCAUGCCUCUAUUGAAGAAUUGUUUAUUGCCCAGUCAAGACCCAGAGAUGCGGCUACACAUUUUCACUAUGCUUUCCAAGCUUCUGUUGAAUUCUAGCAAUACACUGGAUUCACAGGGGAAUUUUUACAAGUACCUAGAGGUAUUUCUGCAGGAGCUUCUGUUGCCUAAUCUGGUGUGGCAUGCAGGCCGUACUGCUGCCGCAGUUCGGACUUCAGCUCUCAGCUGUCUACUAGCUAUGCUGCAGGGUGGAACUCUUUCAAAGGAACAGGUUCUGAAUAUGGAGGCAGAAUUCAGUGCUUAUCUAAUUUCAGCACUGGAGGAAGACUCGCAGCUUUCUCGCCUGUUGGCCUGCAGAUCAAUUUCCUCAUUCAUUACUGUUACAGAACAAUGCCUUAACCCAGACACACUCAACAAGAUCUACCCAGUGCUUUUAAAACGGAUAGAUGACAGCAGCCAGGAAGUGCGAGCAGAAGCUCUGAAAGCUCUGAGUGUGUGGCUCUCAUCUUUAGACAAGAACCAUAAGACACACACAUACUGCCCCAAUCUGGAGUUCAUUUUCCAGCAUUUGCUGCUGUACUUGGAUGACCCUGACCACCAAAUCCGGCUUAUAGUACUGGAUGGUGUCAAGCAUGUGUGGCGGCAACCAGGUGAGGAGUACAAAGACAAGUGUUUCUUGCCUACAGUCAAACGUGGUGGGAGUGUCAUGGUCUGGGGCUGCAUGAGUGCUGCCGGCACUGGGGAGCUACUGUUCAUUGAGUUAACCAUGAAUGCCAACAUGUACUGUGACAUACUGAAGCAGAGCAUGAUCCCCUCCCUUCAGAGACUGGGCUGCAGGGCAGUAUUCCAGCAUGAUAACGACCCCAAACACACCUCCAAGACGACCACUGCCUUGCUAAAGAAGCUGAGGGUGAAGGUGAUGGACUAAACCCUAUUGAGCAUCUGUGGGGCAUCCUCAAAUGGAAGGUGGAGGAGCACAAGGUCUCUAACGUCCACCAGCUCUGUGAUGUCGUCAUGGAGGAGUGGAAGAGGACUCCAGUGGCAACCUGUGAUGCUCUGGUGAACUCCAUGCCCAAGAGUCUUAAGGCAGUGCUGGAAAAUAAUGGUGGCCAUACAAAAUAUUGACACUUUGGGCCCAGUUUGGACAUUUUCACUUAGGGCUGUACUCACUUUUGUUGCCAGCGGUUUAGACAUGAAUGGCUGUAUGCGGAGUUAUUUUUAGGGGACAGCAAAGUUACACUGUUAUAUAAGCUGUACACUCACUACUUUACAUUGUAGCAAAGUGUCAUUUCUUCAGUGUAGUCACAUGAAAAGAUAUAAUCAAAUAUUUACAAAAAUCUGAGAGAUGUACUCACUUUUGUGGGAUACUGUCUCUGUGUGUGUGUGUGUGUGUGUGUGUGUGUGUGUGUG
Ictalurus punctatus (channel catfish) is the source of this 3238-nucleotide messenger RNA. Its product is annotated as dynein axonemal assembly factor 5. Gene Ontology annotation, molecular function: dynein intermediate chain binding; nucleic acid binding. Gene Ontology annotation, cellular component: cytoplasm. The transcript has 13 exons. Gene Ontology annotation, biological process: outer dynein arm assembly; inner dynein arm assembly; cilium movement. The record is from RefSeq and is a predicted model, not a curated record. The coding region runs from base 69 to 2756 and encodes 895 amino acids. Lineage: Eukaryota; Metazoa; Chordata; Actinopteri; Siluriformes; Ictaluridae.